AUGGCAACUGGAGGUCAACGAUUAGACGCUUAUUCUCUCAACAGUCCAGACAGAAAUGAAGACGUCUGUCCCAAUCGCCUCAUUCUCAGAGAAACAUUCUAUAACAUCCACAAACUCAAACAAUACAUUGCUGACAACGAGCCGCUUCUGAAUUCCGAUCAAGCUGACGUAUACAAUUUCGUCCUCGGAAACAUCAACACACGCACUGGCGGAAUCAUCUUCUUAAACGCACCCGUUGGGACUGGGAAAACAUUCCUCCUGAAUCUUCUUCUUGCGAAGUUGAAGCAUAAUGGUGACUUUGCUAUUGCUGUUGCCUCCCCAGGAAUAGCCUCGACUGUUCUCGACGGUGGACGCACAGCACACUCUACCUUCAAAUUGCCUUUCAAUGUAGCACAUCAAGAAAACCUAACGUGCCACAUAAUACAUUCCUCGGACGAAGCGACAAUUUUGAAUAAGUACAAACUCAUUGUUUGGGAUGAAGUAACUAUGUCCUAUAAAUGUUCCCUACAAGCACUUCAUACCACAAUGAGAGACUUUAGAGCCAACAACAACAUCCUUGAAGGUGCGACUCUACUUCUUGCAGGAGAUUUUCGACAAACUAUGCCUAUUAUACCCAAAGGUACACUCGGUGCUGAACUUAAUGCCUGCUUUAAAAAAAAUCUCUUCUUUGAUUGCAUGCCCAUUGAAACAACUCACCAUCAACAUGAGGUCAAUCCUGGUUUUGUGUAUUCCGUUAUAAGAUUUGGGUAA
Molecule: messenger RNA, 750 nt
Organism: Octopus sinensis (East Asian common octopus)
Lineage: Eukaryota; Metazoa; Mollusca; Cephalopoda; Octopoda; Octopodidae
Product: ATP-dependent DNA helicase PIF5-like
Exons: 1
Coding region: 1-750 (249 amino acids)
Biological process (GO): telomere maintenance; DNA repair
Molecular function (GO): DNA helicase activity
Source: RefSeq, a predicted model, not a curated record